Molecule: messenger RNA, 1979 nt
Organism: Dermatophagoides farinae (American house dust mite)
Lineage: Eukaryota; Metazoa; Arthropoda; Arachnida; Sarcoptiformes; Pyroglyphidae
Cellular component (GO): cytoplasm; nucleus
Molecular function (GO): RNA binding
Source: RefSeq, a predicted model, not a curated record
UCAUCAAUAAUAAUAUUUUGACAAGUUUUUUUUUUGUUAGAAUUCAUCAGAAAAAAAACAAAUCAUUUUAACACACCAAUUUCCGUAUUAAACGCUUGUGUGUGUGUGUGUAUGUUGUAUGUGUAAUCUGCUGAUUUUUUUUUAGUUGAAAAUACAAAAAAAAAAUUCAGCAGUAAAUGAUGGAAGCUUCAUACGGAAUUGGUGUUCACAAUCGUUAUGCAUUAUUUCUUGAAGAUGGCGAAGAUGAUUCUGUCGAUCCAUAUUCGUUGAUGAAUGCUUCCGGUAUUGGUGGUGGUGGUGGUGUGGCUAUUGAUCAUCAAACUGGUGGCGAUUCAUUGAAAAAGGUUCGACAACAAUCGGCAACAGCUAAAUUAAGUAGCAAUCAAAAAGGCCAUCAACAACAACAGCAGCAACAACAAUCAAUUAAAUCAUCUUCAGCUGCAAAUGUCAACAAUAAACAAUCCUCUGGAACAUUGACUGAAUCGAAACAACAGAAUGUCAUGACCAAUGUAAAAUCUGAUUCAGGUCGUCCCAAUCGUAAUCGUCAACAAGGUCAACGUAGUGGUGGUGCUGUUGGUAACAAUCGUGAAAAUCAAGAAAACCGAAACCAACGAUCUCCACGAAACUUUGAAUCAAAAGAAGAGGGUGGUGAUUACAAAUUAUCUAAAGAAUUGAGAAACGAUAAAGACAAUCGUCGAUUACCACGUGGUGGUGGUUCUCGUGGUGGUGGCCGUGGUGGUGGCAGCAGAUUUGGUAAACGAGAAUUUAAUCGUCAUUCUGGAUCAGAUCGAUCUGGUGUCAAAUCUAUUGAUAAACGCGAAGGUGGUGGUUCCCAUAAUUGGGGUAAAAUCGAUGAUUUUUCUGAACAACCAUUGGAAAAUGAAGAAAUGGUCAAUGGCGAAAAAUCGACUGAAAAUGAAAAGCCAGCAGCUGAAGAUGGCCAAAAUGCUGAGGAAACUAGUGGUGGUGAAGGAGGUGAACAAUCGGCUGGAGAAGCUGAACCGAAAAAUGACGAACCUCAAUUCAAAACAUUGGAUGAAUAUAAACGAGAAAUGGAAGAGAAACGAAUGCAUACACAAUUCAAUAUUAGAAAACCAGGUGAAGGAGAAGAUAAAUCAAAAUGGAAAAAAACCUACGUACUUAAGAAAAAACCAGUAGCCGAAGAAGAGGAAGUUGAAUAUGAAGAAAUCGAAGUGGAAGAGGACACCAACAAACGUCGUAACCGUCAAGUGCUUGAUAUAGAAGUAAACUUCCGACCAGCUGAAGGUGGACGAGAAGUUAUUGGACGUCGUGGAGGACGAGGUGGUGGUGCUUCUCGUGGUGGCGGUGGUGGUGGUGGACCACGUGAAGGUGGCGAAAGACGACGUAAUCAAGAUGGUGAACGUUCAGGUGGUGGUGGUGGUCGUGGUGGGGGAUCAGGUCGAGGAAUUGGUUCUGGAAGAGGUGGUAAUCGAGGCCGUGACCGUAAUCGCUUUCAACCUGCCCCCAAAUUUGAUGAUUUUAACGAUUUUCCAUCGUUAACUUCGUAAAUCAUCGAUGCCAAGCAGAUGAAUAUAAGCUCCUCAAUCAUUCAAUCAAUCAAAUAAUGCAAAUCCAAAAAAAAAAAAAAAAUUUAUUGAUGAUUGAAGACGCAACCAUCCGAAAACCAUCACCACCCAAAUAAAACAACAACAACAACAUUUUUGCUCUAUUUUUUUCCACUACUGUAUUUUGAAACAUUAUAAUGUGUGUUUAAAGAUAUAUGGGGGGAGAAUUCGUUACUCUAACUCAACAAAAAAAAACAACAACAACAAUGGAAUCUCAAACCAUUGGAAUCUAAAUUUAGUCCAUGUUUUUCUUCAGCUCCAGUUAUUACUAUUAUCUUCUUCUCUGCUAUAUACUGCAAAUUUUGUCUUCGUUUUUUUUCUCAUUCGUCUUUAUUCUUUGGUAAUUGAAAUAACAAAAAAAAACAACAACAACAACAAAAAUCAAUCAGCAAC